Molecule: messenger RNA, 1980 nt
Organism: Selaginella moellendorffii
Lineage: Eukaryota; Viridiplantae; Streptophyta; Lycopodiopsida; Selaginellales; Selaginellaceae
Product: pentatricopeptide repeat-containing protein At4g02750-like
Exons: 1
Coding region: 1-1980 (659 amino acids)
Molecular function (GO): protein binding
Source: RefSeq, a predicted model, not a curated record
AUGAAGAGGAUGAGCAACAGGAGCGAUUGCAUCCAGCUGAUGCAGUCUUGCAGCUCUCUGUCCGGUGCCAAGCAAAUCCAUGCCCGGCUUCAGAAGAUCGCCCCGUCGAGCGACACCAUGCUGUGGAACAUGUUGGUCCAGCUCUACGGCCGAUGCGGCAGCGUCCUCCUCGCCCGCCAAAGCUUCGACCACAUUGCUUCCAAAGAUUCCGUGUCGUGGAGCACCCUGGUAUCGGCAUAUGCCCGAAACGGGCAUCUCGAGGAGGCCAAGGAAACUUUCGACAAGAUGCCCGAGAAGAACACGGUUGCGUGGACUGCCAUGCUGGCGGCAUUCGCCCAGCACGGCCACGUGGACAGCGCCCGGGCGCUGUUUGAUUCCAUGCCCGUCCAGGAUCUGGUGACAUGGAAUGCCAUGCUGGCGGCAUAUGCCCAAAACGGGUAUCUGGAGAAAGCACUGGAGCUCUUUAGUGCCAUGCCGUUGUGGAAUCUAGUGUCGUGCAACACGAUGCUGGCAGCAUAUUGGCAAAACGGGCAUCUAGACCUGGCAAAGAAUCUGUUUGAGGAGAUGUUGGACCACAACUUGGUGUCGUGGAACACGAUGCUAGCGGCGUAUUCACAGAAUGGGCAUUUGGAAGAUGCUAAGCAUCUCUUUGAUGCAAUGCCGCUGCUGGACCUUGUUUCAUGGAACACAGUGCUCUCGGCUUAUUUCCAGAAUGGCUAUUCAGAAGAAGGAUUGGCGAUAUUUGAUUUGAUGCCCGAGUGGAACAUCAUCUCUGAGAAUGCCGUGCUCGCUUCACACGCACAGAGUGGCGAUUUAGACGCAGCAAAGCGAGUGUUUGACUCGAUGCGCCAGAGGAAUCUUGUCUCAUGGAACUCGAUGCUCUCGGCUUAUGCUAACAGGAGCAAAGUUGACGAAGCUAAGAAAGCUUUCGAUUCAAUGCCACAGAGGAAUCUUGUGUCUUGGAACGCGAUACUCUCUGCUAAUGCCCAAAACGGGCGUUUGCAGGAUGCCAAAGAUUUGUAUGUAGAGACUCCUCUCGUGAAUUCAGUAUCUCGCAAUGCAAUUCUUUCUGUACAUACGCAAUGUGGGGAUUUAGAGCAGGCCAGAUACCUGUACGAAAGCACGCCGUACCAGGACAUGGUAUCGUCCAUCGUUAUGGUUGCAGCAUAUGCCGCUAGCGGGUAUUUGGAAGAAUCCAAGCGCUUGUUUGAAUCUAUGCCGGUACAAAAUCUGGUGUCAACUACCGCGCUGUUGACCGCAUAUUCCCAGAACGGGCAUCUUGACGUGGCCGAGCAGCUCUUCUACGAUAUGCCACACAGGAACCUCGUGACGUGGAAUUCCAUGCUCUCGGCAUAUUCCCAGAACGGGCAUUUUAAGCAAACAGCGAAGUUCUUUGAUGCGCUGCCAGAGAGGGACGUGGUGUCGUGGAGUGCAAUCCUGGCCGCCCACUCCCACAACCGGCAGUCAUCCCAGGCGUUGGAUGCGUUUGGUGUGAUGAAGACCGAGGAAUAUCCCGACCCUUCAUGCUUUGUGUCGGUGCUUGUUGCUUGUAGCCAUGGGGGCAAAGCUUCUCUAGGGAGGAAUCUAUUCUCCUCCAUGAUUGUAGACUAUGCCCUAACUCCCUCAAGGCAGCAUUUUUGCUGCAUGGUAGAUCUCUUGAGCAGAUCCGGGCAUCUGGAAGAUGCCGAGAUCCUCAUCACGGAGAUGCCCUGCGCUCCCACUGGCCCCGAGUGGAGAUGCCUUCUCUCGGCAUCUCGCGGAUCCAACGGCGGGGAUGACCCAGGGAGUGUGGCGUCGCGCGUCAUGAGCUUGGACGGGGAAGAUUCCGCGGCAUAUGUCCUGCUUGCCAGCACAUACUCCAACAAGCAAAAGAAGGAAAUGGCCGCCGCCGAGAUUCGAGCACGGGACCUCUGCCAAGGCGACGAACGUUUUCUUCCUUGUCCGGCAUUAAAAGUGACACCGCCUCCUUCGAAAGAAUAA